AUGGUUGGGAGGGGAAUUGAGUUGGACCCACGAGUUUCAUUAAUGUGGAGCCACGAAAAUAGCAGGGUGCAUCCAUUUAUGACUUCUGCACCAGUUCUUGAGGUCAGAAUUUGCUCAUUCUUCGUGCCUUCUCAAGUGAAAUUAACUGGUGCAGAGGAGGAGAAUAAAGGUGAUCUGGGUGGCAGCAGGGAUCAGAAAGUUACAACACAGAGAACCCCAUCAUCCAAAGAUAAGAAAAAGGUCCAGAAUUGGUUCCAGAGACAGGUUUCAAGAAACAUGAGUCAUGAUUAUGACAGAGAAAUGGAGCAUGCCACAGCAGUAGCUGCUGCUGCAUUUGCAAUUUUUUCACAAGAGGUUUCACCAAUUCCACAGCAGAAGAAAAUGAGGGAGACAACUUUGAACAGGGGCAAAAGCAAGGUGGAUGACACAAACCCUCCAUCUUCUCAGUUUGGUAGCACAUCCAGACACUUCUCAGUGGAUGUAAAGAGGCCUGAAAAAGGCCUGAACCCAGCAUCAUCAAUGAGAAGGAGUUCAAGUUUUGGUGAACAGUUAAGGAGUAACACUGAUGGUAAAAAACCAGAGAUCCAAGUCCCAAAAAGGACUCGAACUUUUGGUGAUGAGAACUUGGUGAACACAGGUGAAGUAAAACCUGAGACCCCACAGCCAAAAAUUCCUCCACCGGUUUAUCAUCAGCCAGAACCUUUAAGGCCACCGCCGCCACCACCACCACCGAUCAGGCAGACUUCAGCAAGAUCAGGCAUCAAUGAAACAAAAGCACAUGCUUGGGAGAGAGAGGAGCAGGAAAAGAUCAAAGAAAGGUACGAGAAGUUGUUGGAAACAAUAGAUUCAUGGGAAAAAAGGAAGAAGGUGAAAGCAAUACGCAAGCUAAAUAAACUUCAGCAUAGUGACAGUGAGAGGAAAAGGGCGAAAGCGUUGAAGAAAUAUCAAGAGAAUAUGGAGUAUAUAAAUCAGAUUGCAGGGGGAGCCAGAGCCCAAGCAGAGGAAAGAAGAAGGAAUGAAGUGCUGAAAGCAAAAGAGAAAGCAAAUAUAAUUAGAACAACAGGGAAGGUUCCAGGGCCAUGUUCCUGUUUCUAA
Sphenostylis stenocarpa is the source of this 1095-nucleotide messenger RNA. Lineage: Eukaryota; Viridiplantae; Streptophyta; Magnoliopsida; Fabales; Fabaceae. The record is from the annotation of a GenBank genome assembly.